AUAUGUUCUAAUAUCCAGAAUAAAUACAGCGUAAACCAUGGGGAAGAAGAAGAAGAAAAAAGAGAAUCAGGUUGGGCAGUUACAAGCUAGAUCAUCUUUCCCAGAAGCCUUGCUGGCAUUUCAAAUUCAGUUAAAAGAAGAGGCAAUUAAUCAGCUUCUAUUUGAACUAAAGCAACUAAAAGAAAAGAAUGACAAAUAUCAUGAAAGAAAUGACUGUCUGAAGGCAGAACAGCUGGGACACAUCAGGGAUCUACUAAGCGAUUUGAAAAUACAGGAGAAAGAACUAGAGCAAAAGGAGACUGUAACCAGGGAUGAUGUAGAGGCAGCAAUGAGGGAGAAAUGGCAGUAUGUUAGAGACCAAGAAAUGCUUCUGAAAGAGCUGCGCUCCAAGGUAAAGGAAGUUGACCAAAAACUAGUGAUAAAACAGGCUGAGAAGGAUUACUGGUUAGAAUACAAAAAUGUGGGAAGUGGAGAACAUGCCAAACAGAUCAAGCUUCUAGAAGAGAAUAUCCGUGGACUCAAAGAUGACCUUGAGCAAAUGACAGAGUAUUAUAGAUACACUCUGGGAGCGACAAAAGAAAAAAUGGACAGAUUGGCUGAGAAACAAAUGAACCAAAAGAAGGAAUGGGCUACUGAGAAUGCUGUAAAGCACAUUGAUAAAACCAGUCACAGGGAGAUUGAAGAAAAUGAAUGGCUGAAAGAAGAGGUUGAAAUAUACCGAACGGAAGUAAGUGACUUGGAAGAAUCUGCUCAGCUACUAGAAGAAGAAAAUAUAUAUAUGAUAAAGAGCCUGUUUAACUGCAGACUUAAGAACCUUAAAGUAUCCAGGCAUUUAUUUCUUACCCAGGGAGCUGGCCUGCAAGUUCAGGGAGAGGAAUUGCUUAGUGAGGACUUGGAAGGACUACAAUGUAGAGAUUAUGCAGCAAAGACAGAUGCUGGAGAUGAAAGCCCCGAGAGCACAGUCCUAACCAUAGAGCAGAAAGUGUUUUCAGAUACUCAAUCUGAGACAGAAGCUGAGAAGCAAGAAUACAGCUAUGAGGAUCUGUGGGGACAGCCAGUGUCUCCUGUUUUCAGCUCCAUACUGUAUGAAGAUGAAAAAGAUUUCCAGGAAUACUUAAAGCUGGGUCCCCUAGAGACGAAACUAAUGAGUGCAGUGGGAACAGCCAUGCCUAUUCAUGAAGAAUUGAGAGAAAUGCCAAGCAAAUGCCAGUUUGAAGACAGUUUUGAAACCUAUAAAUCAGAGGGCCACAUCACAUAUCGCAUGGUCAAAUCUGUAUUUAAUUAGGAACAGAAAGUCCUGUUGGUUAAAAAUAGAUUAAUAUAUGUUGGUCAUUUAGACAUGUAAUUUGCAGCUCAUUAAAUCUUUGAUCUGUUUUCCAGGUAAUUUGUGACACAGCGCUUUCUGGAAGUUCUUUUCUUAAGUACCUAAAGCAUUAGAUUUAUAUAUUAGACAGUUUGAAUAGCUGGAUGCAUUAAUAGGAAUGUCUCUAGAUAGCACAUAUAAAGGCCUCUUUCCUAGCCCAACAGACUGUGGACAUUAACCUAUACAUUCUGGCUGUGUCUAGACUGGCCAGUUUUUCCAGAAAAUCAGCCGCUUUUCCAGAAAAACUUGCCAGCUCUCUACACUG
Pelodiscus sinensis (Chinese soft-shelled turtle) is the source of this 1628-nucleotide messenger RNA. NCBI's taxonomy places the organism in Eukaryota, Metazoa, Chordata, Testudines, Trionychidae. The record is from RefSeq and is a predicted model, not a curated record.